Molecule: messenger RNA, 333 nt
Organism: Torulaspora delbrueckii
Lineage: Eukaryota; Fungi; Ascomycota; Saccharomycetes; Saccharomycetales; Saccharomycetaceae
Gene: CYC7
Product: cytochrome c isoform 2
Exons: 1
Coding region: 1-333 (110 amino acids)
Biological process (GO): mitochondrial electron transport, ubiquinol to cytochrome c; mitochondrial electron transport, cytochrome c to oxygen
Cellular component (GO): mitochondrial intermembrane space
Molecular function (GO): heme binding; electron transfer activity
Source: RefSeq, a predicted model, not a curated record
AUGCCAGCUCCAUAUCAACCAGGUUCCGCUAAGAAGGGUGCAACUCUAUUCAAGACUAGAUGUUUGCAAUGUCACACCACUGAAAAAGGUGGUCCACACAAGGUCGGUCCAAACCUACACGGUGUCUUUGGUCGUCAUUCCGGUCAAGCCGAAGGUUACUCUUACACCGAUGCUAACAUCAAGAAGAACAUCUUGUGGGAUGAACAACAUAUGUCCGAUUACUUGGAAAACCCAAAGAAGUACAUUCCAGGUACCAAGAUGGCCUUCGGUGGUUUGAAGAAGGAGAAGGACAGAAACGAUUUGGUUACUUACUUGGCCAAGGCUUGUAAAUAA